AUGUUCGAUGGCUGGGUGCUGAAAGGGGAGAAGUUUCCGAGCAGCCUGGACCACCCUCUGCCCUCACACCAGCGCUACACGGACUUCUGCUCGUCCAGCGCCGCCGGCUCCGCCAUGCGCUCCUCUCAGAACGUGGCCAUGGUUUUCUUCCGGAUCCAGGGAGCCGACAGCGGCUUCACCCUCAACGUCAAGAAAGUGCACAACCCCUUCCCCUGUAACAUCAUGUCUCAGAGCCCCGAGGGCAGCUUCACCAUGGUGAUGCCACAUCAGCGCAGGAACUGCAGCUUCUCCAUCAUCUACCCUGUGGAGAUCCGAUUGACAGAGCUGAGCCUGGGGCAGGCCAAGAGCAAUGAGCUCAUCCCACAGAGGGUGUGGUCCGGGUGCUCCGGCUCCGGUGACUAUGUGGAGCUGUUGGGAGGAAACGGAGUGGACACGUCUCGUAUGUUCCCUGUGGCUGACCUCUGCUUCUCCCUCAGCGGACUGGCUCAGAUGAAGAUCGGCUGUGAUAACUCUGUGGUGCGGUUAGUUUCCAGUGGGAACUACGUGAACCGAGUCUCGUUUCAGUACCGGCUCCUGGACCGGGAGCAGAUGCCCAAAGCCUCGGAGAACAGCCUGGACAACUUCUGCUCAGUGGAGUGA
Molecule: messenger RNA, 639 nt
Organism: Knipowitschia caucasica
Lineage: Eukaryota; Metazoa; Chordata; Actinopteri; Gobiiformes; Gobiidae
Source: the annotation of a GenBank genome assembly